Molecule: messenger RNA, 3622 nt
Organism: Monopterus albus (swamp eel)
Lineage: Eukaryota; Metazoa; Chordata; Actinopteri; Synbranchiformes; Synbranchidae
Gene: lmo3
Product: LIM domain only 3
Exons: 4
Coding region: 761-1198 (145 amino acids)
Biological process (GO): positive regulation of transcription by RNA polymerase II
Cellular component (GO): nucleus
Molecular function (GO): DNA-binding transcription factor binding; transcription coactivator activity
Source: RefSeq, a predicted model, not a curated record
CUUGUGUGAACGGAACGUUUAGUGUGUCUUUGGUGUGCUCUGCGACGGCAAGUUACAGCAUCUCUCUGUCGAAAGCUUCAUGUCUGGAUCUAACCUGCUUCAUUAUCUCUGUUCACUGAGAGCCUUUCUUUAAGACCGUGAAUUUAUGUGCUGUGGUGUUAUUUUAAUCAUCAUACAGCUGAUAUGUGAUCACGUUCAUAACGGCUCCAGCAUCUGUGCUUGUGAAAACUGCAUGGCAAAUUGAGUCCGCGUGUUAAAUCCGUUACUGGCCUUUACAGCACUCUGCUGCCAUGGCAACAGUAAUUAAGCGGUAGGGUGAAAUGUCAGCAUCUCCAUGCCGAUCAGCUAGGACUGAAAUAGAAGGCUGUUCUCCAUCCCAUCCCUCCAUUAUCUUCUGUCUGCUCUGGGCUCAGAUGAUGACACAUGUGGCCGAGGACGCGCAGCGGCAGAAAUCUGGAAGCCCACAAUGGGAGAAUGGAGAGGAAAGGGAGGAUGCCUCCAGCAAGAAAAUUAAAUAAAAUAUCAUUAGGACUCCAAGCAUGUCCUUUCCUUUAUGGAAAAUGUGGCUUUUACAAAACAUUUGCUCCCCGAUCUAAGUGGCCAAAUUCUUGCCAUGCUUGCCCCCUUAUCCUCUGAGUUGAUUGCACAGUAAAAGGGGUGUCAGAACUCUUCCUUCCUUUUGUUUUGUAAUGACUGUGAUGUUAACGAGGCUGGACAAUUAACAAAUCAGCAGCCCCAAAGCGCUGGAACAAGUAUACAAAUGCUCUCCGUCCAGCCGGACACCAAGCCAAAAGGCUGUGCCGGCUGCAACCGGAAGAUCAAGGACCGCUACCUGCUGAAGGCCCUCGAUAAGUACUGGCACGAGGACUGCCUCAAGUGUGCCUGUUGUGACUGUAGGCUGGGCGAGGUGGGCUCCACGCUCUACACCAAAGCCAACCUCAUCUUGUGCCGAAGAGACUACCUACGGUUGUUUGGUGUAACAGGAAACUGUGCAGCCUGCAGCAAACUAAUUCCAGCCUUCGAGAUGGUCAUGAGAGCCAAGGAGAAUGUCUACCACCUGGACUGCUUCGCAUGCCAGCUCUGCAAUCAGAGGUUUUGUGUGGGAGAUAAGUUUUUCCUGAAGAACAACAUGAUCCUCUGCCAGACAGACUACGAGGAAGGGCUGAUGAAGGAGGGCUAUGCUCCCCAGGUCCGCUGACCCUCAGAGGUCAACAGAGGAAGAGGGAGAAGAAGAGGAGUGGGAGAAAUGUAUUUAACCUUUAUUUAACCAGGAAGAUCCCAUUGAGGUUAACAACCUCUUUUUCAAGGGAGUCUUGAAAGAGAGACAGAGACUGAAGGAGAGUUUGCAAUCAAUCAACAAAAAGCACUAUUGCCUCCUGUCCAGCUCUUUUACCCACAUGUACAUAACAAGGCAAACCUCCCUGGGAGGGGACACACACUGCUGUACAGAAUAGCCAUAGCAAUGACAGUGUGGCAGGGACAGGCCCUGGGAACCUAUAACAAAGUACAAGUAUGAAAAAAAUAGCUUGUCCAUUUCUUUCUUUUUGACUGAUGGAUGCUGCCUCUUUCCUUCUGGCCAACAAAUUGCCUCAGGGCAAUUUCUAACCAACAGGUGAUCCCAGUUGUUGGACACUGUGUCAUUUUAUUUGACAAGGACAGACAGUAUCCUACUUGACUGCACAGUCCAACAACUUCUACUUGAAUCUAAAAUACACUGAGGGGGAUGUCAAUCAAUGUAAUUUUGCGAUAAAGACCUUUAUACUGAAUGUAAGAUGGCAAAAAUGAAUGACUUGUUGCUGUGUGUGUGUGUGUGUGUGUGUGUGUGUGUGUGUGUGGAUCUAUCUUCAGGUUGAGGACUUAUCUGUGAUGCAUUCUCACAAGAUUAUGUUUUGGUCUAGUCCUUAAAAUCCCAAAUCGAUCACAAGAAAAGAGAAGACAUGCAUCCAAAUCCCACAGCUAUAUUUGGCUACAAUACAAACAACCAGAGUUUGUGAAAUAAACUUUUCACCAGUGGAUGAAAUCUUUUCCUUCAUAAAUAAAUAAAUAAAUAAAUUUGAGACCACUAUGCCACUAGAAGACCACUGAGCCAUUGUACUUUUGACCCAUGAAGACUAGUGUCACAUAGGUUUACUUUCCUGGUUGUACCAUUUCAGAAUAGACAAGUAAAAUGUGACUGGCUGUUUUGAAUGUAAGUGAAAAGACCGGUUGUAGUCAAACUAAGUUUGAAAAAAUUAAAACUAGACUAAUCAGCAUUUGUCUUUAUAUUAACAUUGGAAUAAAUGACUACUUUUAAUGUGAAUGGUACCUCUAGUAGUGAAGAAGCCAUAGAGAAAAAGAGAAAACUCUCAGCUCUGAGCUUUUUUGUUUCCUGUCUUCUCAGCACCAAACAGCAGUCACACUAGAUUAGCCACUAGUUGGUGAAGUACAACCUUAUGCAGCUCAAGAGAUAGAUAUUCACUCGCUUUUUAGCAAAUGAGUAUUAGACAUACAUUCACCAGGUGAACACAAACACAAUUCCAAUGAACCUCUCAAAUUGUGGUAAGUGUUUGCUAACCCAUUAGCCAAUAUAAGCUGAUAGUACAGUAUGUCAGAUAUUAUGUUUAACGCUUGUUUCACAGCUGCUGAGUGACCAAAACAUGGAUUAAGCAGCUUUAAAUGUUAUGGAUCAGAUGUAAUGCCUGUAGACAAACACAUUGCUGUGUGUCCUUCACAGGGUGACAAGUUCAAUUUCAGAAUCAGAAUCAGACCAAGCUUUAUUGGCCAGGUGUCUUGAACACAUGAGGAAUUUGACUCUGGUGCAGUGGCUCUCAGUGUGCAUGUACAAUGUUCUCCCAUAGGGCAACAAGGAAACAAGAAUUAAAACUGAAAGAACAAGAAAGGGAAAAGAAUGUGCAAUCAAGAAGAAGGAAUGUGCAUUUAAGAAGUAUGCCAAUAUGCCAAAUGAAUUCUGUCAGAGCCACUUGAGCAGUAUUUGGGCAGCCUGGGUUUUGACUUUGACCUCAGGCUCUAUUCUUGUGAUAGAAGGCUGUUUUUUUUUGUUUGUUUGUUUUCUUUUGUUGUUUUUCACCAGUGACAGUCUUUGUUUUUAAAAACUUUGCUUUUACACUGCUCAAACCGAAAUAUAGGGAGAUUCUCAUGGUGGCAGGUUGCUGUAGGAGUGUAGGAAUCAGCUGGGGAAGUUACUUGGUUACUUUUUCUAUACCAUCUAUUGCCAAAAAUUUGGCAUUGUUACACUUACUGAUACCUGAAUACAAUGUAAUGAUUUGGCUUAUGGCGUGAGUGGCCAUGUUCACUACAGCUUUGGGUUCAGUUAAUUGCACUCUGCAACAGCUCAGUCAUCUUAAGACAUGGUCAUGUCAGUCAUGAUAGUUACAUCCUUUUCUGCUGAAAAGAAAAACCAUUGAUCCUUCUAUAUAACUAUCAACGUGAGUGUUUGGUGUGCAACAGCACUCAGCACUAUUUCUUAGCUAGAAAAAUAAUUCUCUAAUUUAUACAUUUUGGGUGUACAUUGAAGAAAUACUGAUUUUUGUUUGCUGUUGUGCAAUGAUUUUUUUGAUGUGUCAUCCAGCAUGAGAUGUUUAUUUUUAGGACAAUGCUUGUAAAUACUGUAAUUGUAAUAAUU